Molecule: messenger RNA, 2647 nt
Organism: Liolophura sinensis
Lineage: Eukaryota; Metazoa; Mollusca; Polyplacophora; Chitonida; Chitonidae
Product: CAAX prenyl protease 1 homolog
Exons: 10
Coding region: 34-1581 (515 amino acids)
Biological process (GO): CAAX-box protein processing
Molecular function (GO): metalloendopeptidase activity
Source: RefSeq, a predicted model, not a curated record
ACAACACGUUGUUCAAAUUGCAAAGGGUGAACUAUGGAACUGACAGAUGUCGAUAUCUUCAAAGCUGUUCUUAUUUUUAUGUGGAUUGUUUAUUUGUGGGAAGAAUAUUUGUCUUUCCGACAGAGAAAGCUGUACAAGUCAGUGACCAAAGUACCAUCCGUUCUAACAGACGUGUUGGAUCAAGACACCUUUGACAAGGCUAGACUGUACAACCUGGACAAAAACCAGUUCAAAUGUUGGUCAGAUUUGUAUUCCCAGGUGGAAACUACGGCUAUCCUGUUACUUGGUGGAUUACCAUAUCUUUGGAACUUGGCCGGGAAACUCACUGGGUAUUUUAAAUAUGGACCAGAAUAUGAGAUUUUGCAGUCUGUGUCCUUCCUAUUCCUGGCUUCUAUCUACACCACCAUCAGCAGUCUCCCGUGGAGCCUCUAUAGCACGUUUGUUGUUGAGGAGAAGCAUGGAUUCAACAAGCAGACUCUUCCAUUCUUCUUCAAAGAUCUGGUUAAGAAAUAUUUUGUGAUGCAAGCCUUUGCCCUGCCCCUGACCGCGGGACUGAUCUACAUCAUCAAAAUUGGGGGUGAUUACUUCUUCAUAUACACCUGGGUGUUCACUUUUGUUGUGUCUUUGCUUAUUGUCACCAUCUAUGCCGAUUAUAUUGCUCCUUUGUUUGACCGGUUUACACCUCUGCCUGAUGGCGAACUCCGCACAGAGAUAGAAAAAAUGGCUGCCAGCAUUGAUUUUCCACUCAAAAAGCUCUAUGUUGUAGAAGGUUCAAAGAGGUCGUCCCACAGCAAUGCUUACUUCUACGGGUUCUUCAAAAACAAAAGGAUUGUGUUGUUCGACACAUUGUUAGAGGAUUACUCCCCUGUGAACAAGGAGGAUGGAAAAGAGGAGAAAAACAAAUCCUCCGAAGAUACGGCCAAUGAGGAAUGUGAAGAUAAGCGAGAGGAAGAGGAAAAGACAAGCACGACAGAAAAUGAGGAUAGCGGUGGAAUUGGAGAUUCUGGAACUGCCAAUGAGGAUGGGGAGAAGGAAGAACGUGAACAGGACGGAGAGAAGAAACGUGAACAGGACGGAGAGAAGAAACGUGAACAGGACGGAGAGAAGAAACGUAAACAAGGUUGUAACAACGCUGAGAUUCUGGCUGUUCUUGCUCAUGAACUUGGCCACUGGAAGCUCAGCCAUAAUCUGAAAAACAUGGCUAUUGGUCAGGUAAACACAUUCCUUUGCUUUGCGGUCUUUGCCAUGCUCUUCAAACAACAGGCCCUGUACUCAGCAUUUGGCUUUCAGUCACAGCCAGUUCUCAUCGGCCUGCUCAUCAUAUUCCAGUUCAUCUUUUCCCCGUACAAUGAGGUUCUUUCAUUCUGCAUGACUGCUCUUAGUCGACAUUUUGAGUUCCAAGCGGACGCUUUCAGCAAGAGUCUGGGAAGGGCGGAAAAACUGAAGUCAGCUCUCAUAAAGUUAAACAAAGACAAUCUUGGUUUCCCAGUUUGUGAUUGGCUGUUUUCAACUUGGCACUACUCUCACCCUCCAUUACUAGAGAGGUUACAGGCAAUUGACAACAAAAACAAAACCCAGUGAAACUCUUGAUACUUCACUGCACGUUUUCUUACUUCCUCUCAUCAAAUUAGUGUUUUUGUAAGGUAUAGCUUUUAAUUCAGCCCAAAUGAAGCCUUGUAUAUUCAUACACAGACUUUAUACAUACUGUAUACAUGUCAGAUUGUAUGUUUUUAUUGAAUCAUUGUCCCAAGAAGACAUCUAAAGUCACAUAAAAUGUGUAACGGUUGACAUCUUCUUACAUGGUCUCAAGAUGGCGUAAAAAUUUCCCGCGCUAAUGGGAGGUGAAGGGUUGUAGGAAUUGUAUGGAAAUGGUGUUCAACCCUAUACAAAGCUGCAUAUGUCUAACUGGCAGAAAACUGAAAUUCUUCUAGUGCAUGCACUGGUGAAAACAUACAAAUUAUGACAUGUUUCAUUGAAUAAGUGCUUUUGAAGUUGAUGUUGUACAUGUAAUUAUUGUUGUAAAUACUGGAUGUCAUUAAAAUGAAACUUAUCCUCUUUGCAUUUCCAUUUCUUAUAUAUUGAUUAAAUUUUUUAAUGGUGCUUGAAAAUAGAAUUCGCUUUGCUUGUAUUUCUAAAGUUUGGUGCAGAAGAUUUUUUUCCUCUUAAUAGAUGACUUCAGUGAUUUGAAGGAUUCAUCAAAUGAUGCCAGUUAAAUAAACUGUCACACUGGGUAUUGGGUAGUUGGCAGAUAUUUGGUAUGAUAUUACCAGAACAAUUUUAGAGUCACGAGUGAGAAAAGCCUUCAGUUUCAUGACCAUUAGUCCACUAGCCCUCAAAUCCAUGUCCAGUUUGCCACUCAUGAAAUUCUAAGAUUUCUGAUGUUUUUCGCAAGGCCUAAAAUCAAGGGCUAUUUCACUGAUACCACGAUUCUUACAUGCUCUUGUUUGCAUUCUAAGAUCACUGCUCACAGAUGGGUCUUAAAACAGAAAAAUAUAUGACUGACUCCUGUAAUCAAUGAAAUCUGACAUACUUAAUUUACAGAUUAAAAUCAUCUUAAAAUUGGUCACCUGGUAUUUUUUCUCCGCAUGAUUUUAACCCCAGUAACAUAUCAGACGAGUCAAAGACGAAUUAAUUUCUUUUUCUUCCU